AUGAGGGAACGCAAGUCGAUCAACGAGGUGCUGUACGCCAAUAUUCCAACAGUCAACGAGAUCAGCGGAAUGAAGAACAUCGAUACACUCAAUGUGGCCGAACAGGAUCUUUUGGCUGUUGCACUAGGGGCCCCUGCGCGUCAAGUAAUGAUCAGAGCUGAGGAGAUUGGACCAAGGACUGGCUGGAAAGAUGGGUACCUCAGCGUCGAGCACGGGUUUUGUCCACCAGAUUACGACGAGUCUCCUGGUGCUCUCGCCAACUCACCGGGACGGAUAUGGUCAGAUUUGUGUGAACGAAUGCCGGGAUGUGUGGCCAGGGGUCGUGUCCGGGAAUCCGUUGCCGCCCUCCCCAUCGUUGAGGGAACACCAGAAGUCAUUCCAGACAGGGCAUUGUGGGCAGCGGUGGUAGCUCUCGGUAUGCUGUGCUCCAUCUAUCGAUACGAGGAUAAUAACGACGGCAACGAGGGAGUAACGGUCAAUCCUACGAAAUGGCGGCCCAAGUGCGAAAUGGGAGACGAUCUGGGAGAAGAGCUGGUUGGAAUUCCGCGAAGCAUUGCGCUACCAUACUGGCAGGUUUCAAGGCGCCUCGGUCGAUCCAUCCCCCAUCUCACCUUCUUUGACCAAUCAUCCCACAUCCGUCCACAGUUCAACAUGAAGUUGCGUGACAAGACCGCCACAUACCCAUACGUGGGAAGAUUCGACAACAUGGACAUGCGAUGGCCUGUCUUUGGCGAGAGGACAGAAAUUGCCUUCCAGAAGGGCUGUGCCGAUACGUCGGCAUCAUUCCAACAUGGCCCCGAUGCCAUAGCAGCCUGCCAGGAGCACGUCAUGAACCGCAAUGUCGAGGGCCUCCUUCGAGAGCUGAUACGACUCAAGGAAAUCCUCGAACGCAUGCCCAAUGCCUUUCACACCAUCAACACGAAUCCCAACUCGGGUGAAAACUACGUUCCAGGCCACCAAUGGGUUCGCUGGGGCAAGUUCUCAGCGCCUCUGAGCAAACGUUGCCCUGCUUCAUCCGGUCUUCAGUUCCCCCCUUUUCUCGUCAUGGAUGCGUUCUUGGGCCGCACCAGUUACGACUCUUUUCUCGGCAAGGAGGGUCUGCAUCUUCGUGCAUGGCUUCCCUCCAAUCUUCGGGCCUUUAUUGCCGCCAUCGAAUACCACUACCGCAUCCCCGAAUUUGUUAAACAGUCGGGCGAUCCAAGACUCAUGGGUGUCCUUGAUGGUAUCAUCGAGGCGUAUGUGGGUGAAAGGGGGUUCAUGGGCACACACCGGUACAAAGUCUUUGGCAUUCUCGAGAUUGCAAGCAAGACAGGGAGGACAGAGACAAAUGGUCUGUCGGGCGCCCCUGAUUCCAACGACAAGCCAUGGGAGGAGACGCACAAGCAAUUCUCAGCGGCCAUGAAAGAGCGCCUCGAGCCAUUCCGUGGCAAGAUCACCAUCGAACCCCAUGAGAUGCGCGGGACUUUUGAGGAGUGCCGGUACAAGUCCCGGAUCUUGAGCCGGUCCUUUGUUGACAACGACCCCAACCGGUCCAUCGCCAUGGUUACCAUCGAUCUACACAACACUGGAAUCACCUUCCAACCAGGUGAUCGCCUGGCUGUCAUGCCGCUGAAUAGCUGGGCCGAGUGUGCCAAAGUUGCUGCAGCCCUGGGGCUGGGGGACUACCUCGAAUACCGGAUCACGCCCAACACCCAGUGGCAGCGGUUCGCGCAGCACCUGGGCGCCGUUUCACAUACCUCCACAUCACACCUCACAGUCAAGGAUAUCCUGAGGCGUGGCCAUCUAGCGCCCAUCACUAAGGAGCUUGCCCUCAAGGUCCAUGACAUGCUGCGUGCCUCAUCCAACACAGUGCUUCAGGUUCUGGCGACAACCGAGUGGCCGGUCAAGGGCUCUCUCGGCGACCUGCUUCAGGCCGCUGUGAGUGAGACCAACCCGCACAUCUGGGAUCGCGCUUUUGACCUCACCGGGGACUUGUCGUGGCUCUGUGAUCUCAUCGCAGUGGAAGUCCCCAGGACAUAUUCCAUCUCCAAUUACUCUCAGGAGCUUCUCCCUUCGGUGGUUGAGUUGACCAUCUCCCGGGCUGAGUACAACCUAUGCUCGACAUUCGCGGGAGAAGAGAAGAUUGCAUGCGCAGGUGUUAGCAGUGGCUUUCUUAAUCCGUUUGUGGGUGCCAGUGAUGAGCUCAUCGAGGAUGAGGAGGAUGUGCUCAUUGGGGUCAGCCGACCGCUCAACUUCCAGUUGCCAAUCGACCGGGCGGCGCCGGUUUGCCUCUUUGCUGGUGGCUCCGGCAUCGCGCCGAUGCGAAGCUUUUGGCAGGCCCGCCUGGCCUCCCACAGCAACGCGGCUGGUCGAGACCUCUUGUAUCUGGGAGUUCAGUCUCGAGAGAAAUUUGCGUAUGAAGAGGAGCUGCGUGACUACGUCGAGGCCGGCCUGAUGGAAGUCCAUCUUGCAUUCUCCCGGGAUAGCCGUGGCCUGGUUUACGACCGACACUCGCGCGAGUUGGUCGAGAAGGAGAUGCCACCACGGUAUAUUGAUGCCCUCAUAGUGCAGCAGGGUGCCACCAUCUCGGAGUUGGUCAUGUCGAAAAAGCAGGGCGGCCUUGGUGGCUAUCUUUACGUCUGCGGCUCGGUGGCUGUUUUUGACACGGUAAUGAAGGGGAUACGCCAGGCUCUUUACAACUACUGCACCUCGACCAUGGAGGCUGCCGACACCAUCAUCAACAAGGCUUUUGCCGAGCGGCGCUUCAUGUUGGAUGUCUUCAUGACCCCCAAGCCCUUGCCGUGCAACCUCCCCACCAUUCCUCUCUCGCAGCUGGCCCGUCACACCGGCCAUCGACCCGACAGCCGCAUGUGGAUUGGGGUGCACGGCAGUGUCUACGACGUGACAGACUUUUGCCCCAUGCAUCCUGGCGGCACCUUGAUCAUCAAGUCCAACGCCGGAGUUGACUGCUCCAAGACGUUUGACAACCUUGCUCACACCAACAACCCCGAGGUCAACAGCCUGUUAACGAAGUACUUUGUUGGCCAGCUCACACCAAAGCCAGACUUCCACGGGGUCCUGGAGCUUGGAGAUUUGUAUGAUCUUUGGGCUGCUUACCUGCGCACAACUGUUGAGACCCUGGUUGCUCACCAGUUUGAGAUGUAUGACAUUAUCGGCGCUGGUGAUGUGGAUAGCGCUAGGGAUGGGUACCUCCGGGAGUCUGAGGACGUUUGGACGCGUCCCAAGGCCGUGGGAAUGGUUAGGGUGUUUUACGACUACCAAUCUCGUCUGCUGCAGGGAGGUUUCUCUGCGCUGUUUGGCCCCAAGCUUCAGGAACUCGUGCUCAAGCUGUCCUUCACCCUUGCUGAUAGCGCUGGUGCUGGAUCCGACGUGCGGCUGCCCGACGUGCUGGGAAUCAUUGCGCGCGCAAAGACAUCUCCGGACGCCAUUGCAACAUCUCAGGAAGUCGCUCUGGUCGGUCAGUUUGUCGGCCAGAGCAGUGGCAACAUCAGGUUUGCUGAGCGUGGCAUCUUCAACUACGCCGCCAAGAGCGUUGAGCUUGACAUCGAGUUGCUGGAAGAUAUUCGCGAGGAAGCAUGUCACGGCAUGGACGCCUUUGACAGCGUCAUGGCUAUGGAGGCCGAAGACGACGACCAGCGCUUGAUGGUGCUGGCGACUUUUCUCAUGCAGGCCCUGGAGCGCAUGGCCAGGAGAUUGGAGGUGUUUUACGCAAAGCUCGCCAAGCACAGCGUGUACAACCCCGUGCUCGAGCGUAACCCGGCAAGAACUCGCUGGAAUCUGGUGAGGCAGAGAAUUCGGGAUGGGUCUUUCUUUGUCCUGACCCAAGAGACUGUGCUUGGUGCUGCACCGGCAUACGUGUCAGCCCAGCAGCAGAAGCUGGGCGUUGACUUUGACAAUGUCAUGAACAGAAUCCAGGCGAGCAUCCGCGGCGCUCCGAAGGCCAGCCCGACGCCACAAACACUGAACGCAAUGCACCUCGCCAGGGCGAGCACGGCUCCAGAAACGAGCGCCAUGGCGACGCACGAAAACAACACGGCAGUCAAAGCCAUGUCCAGCUUCAUCGAUGCCAACAUGAGAUCCAUCCGCCGGCUGAGCAAGCUGCCAUCCUCAUUGACCUUUGAGCAGAUCCAAGCCGCCAUGGAGCAACAGCAUCGACCACCCACCCCGUCAUCCAUGAUUUCCACACGGUCACCUCCCAUGAGGAACACGUCUCGCGCCACGUCGCUGGAGCGCAUGAUGGCGUCCUACAACGGCAGACCACUGAACUCUAGAACAUCACAAGUGUCUGGUUCUGCCGCCGGCCACAUGGUGCACGGUGCCUUUGGCAUCAUGGCGCCUCAUCCCAUAAGAUCACCCCCUACUCCACCGCUCGACGCCGCAACGGCCAUGACGGCCAUGAUGGGCAAACUAAAUGUUCGGUCUCGUGGUCGGUCCGUCCCGCCCUCGCCGGCGGGCUCGGUAGGAAGCACAGGAACCCGCGUUGGCCGCAGCAUGAGCGUGCGGUCGGUUUCGCAGUCGCGGCCACCAGCGCACGCACCCAGACUCUCCACGACCUCGCUUCGGUCAUUCAGGUUAGGAAGUCAGGGAGGAGAUAGGAUGCCCCUCAGAGUCGCGCCUACAUUUUAG
Molecule: messenger RNA, 4626 nt
Organism: Podospora anserina S mat+
Lineage: Eukaryota; Fungi; Ascomycota; Sordariomycetes; Sordariales; Podosporaceae
Exons: 3
Coding region: 1-4626 (1541 amino acids)
Cellular component (GO): cytosol
Molecular function (GO): metal ion binding; flavin adenine dinucleotide binding; FMN binding
Source: RefSeq, a predicted model, not a curated record